Gavialis gangeticus (Gharial) is the source of this 1518-nucleotide messenger RNA. It is a transcript of the gene MRAS, whose product is annotated as muscle RAS oncogene homolog. The transcript has 6 exons. Gene Ontology annotation, biological process: signal transduction. The record is from RefSeq and is a predicted model, not a curated record. Gene Ontology annotation, cellular component: plasma membrane. Bases 98 to 724 code for a protein of 208 amino acids. NCBI's taxonomy places the organism in Eukaryota, Metazoa, Chordata, Crocodylia, Gavialidae. Gene Ontology annotation, molecular function: GDP binding; GTPase activity; GTP binding.
AGCGGGCGCAGCGCCGGCGCCGGCAGAGGGGUGGCUCUGCUCCGCCUUGGAGGGCCUUAAAGGGGCCGCGCGCCGCGGGGUCCAGCCGGCUGGGACCAUGGCUACGAGCGCCGUUCCAAGUGAUAACCUCCCCACAUACAAGCUGGUGGUGGUCGGAGAUGGUGGCGUGGGAAAGAGCGCUCUCACCAUUCAGUUUUUCCAGAAGAUUUUUGUGCCAGACUAUGAUCCAACCAUUGAGGACUCCUACCUGAAACACACGGAAAUAGACGGACAGUGGGCUAUUCUGGACGUGCUAGACACCGCAGGGCAAGAGGAGUUCAGCGCCAUGCGGGAGCAAUACAUGCGGACAGGAGACGGGUUUCUGAUAGUGUAUUCAGUCACGGACAAAGCCAGCUUUGAACAUGUGGACCGGUUCCACCAGCUCAUCCUCAGGGUCAAAGACAGAGAAUCAUUUCCAAUGAUUUUGGUGGCCAACAAAGUUGAUUUAAUGCAUUUACGAAAAAUCACCAGGGAACAAGGAAGAGAAAUGGCAACUAAACAUAAUAUUCCAUACAUAGAGACGAGUGCCAAGGACCCGCCUCUAAAUGUGGACAAGGCCUUCCAUGAUCUCGUUAGAGUAAUAAGGCAGCAGAUCCCAGAGAAAAGCCAGAGGAAGAAGAAAAAAACCAAAUGGCGAGGAGACAGAGCGACAGGCUCCCACAGAGCGCAGUGUGCCAUUUUGUGAUGGGGGGAAGGGGGCUCUGGGUGUCCCCCGCGCACCCCGAGAUGAACUAAAAAGCACUAGCGAAGACGCGCUGUCCUGCCUAACUGCACCGUACUGCUUCUAACAGAGGAACUUGACGGGGGGGGAUCGGACUUGCAGCUUGAACGGCAGCCGGACCGCUCGGGCCUGGCCUGGGUUGCAAGCAGCACCGAGUGCAUUGCAAGCACGAGGAGGAGGAGGGGGCAGCAAGGACCUGGACUCGCAAACAUCCACAACCCCCAGCUCCUUCCAGAGGCCUCCGUGAUGUUUAUUUAAAUAGGGGGAAAAAAAAAAAAAAGUGUUGGUUUUAUCUGCAAACGUUUCUCCAUGUGACCCAUUUCGACACGGCCGUGAAAGCCCCCCUGUUAGGUACAGUCAGUUGUGUGUGUAUGUGUGGGAGGGGAGGGAAGGGAAGUGGGGGUUUGUUUGCUCAGUAAGCGCUGGGCUGGAAAGAAACACCGCCGGGGUUAGUUUCUUUUGCACUGAACUCUCUCCAUGGUGGUGCCACAACACAACUUCAUAGGAAAGUGCAGAGAUUUGGAGCAGGAAAAUGAAUUCCAGCUGCUCUCGGCACUCCAGACAUUGUGUCAGACCCUGGAGAGCAGCCAGCUCGCCGACCAGAAACUCCAGCUGAGACAAGACGGUUUGGGGGUGAUUUUUUUACCCUGCGCCGGGCGGUUUUGUUUCUCUGUUUUGUAUUUUGGGGGCAUGUCGGACUCACAAAGACGUUUUGUUAAGCUGGAAGUAUUUAAAUUAAAGUCAUUUACAAAUGGAAA